Molecule: messenger RNA, 1998 nt
Organism: Chenopodium quinoa (quinoa)
Lineage: Eukaryota; Viridiplantae; Streptophyta; Magnoliopsida; Caryophyllales; Amaranthaceae
Product: anthocyanidin 3-O-glucosyltransferase 2-like
Exons: 1
Coding region: 292-1743 (483 amino acids)
Molecular function (GO): UDP-glycosyltransferase activity
Source: RefSeq, a predicted model, not a curated record
GUCAAAGCUGAUCAAGUAAAAAAGAACGGAGAAAGUAUGUUUCGUGGGAAGUUAAAAUUUCAAUUUAUUUCAGCUUCCUCCAAUUUUUUGGCUUUUUAUGUCUAUCAAACGACUAUUCAAAUCAACAAUUCCUCCUAAAAAAAAAAAAAAACUUUGUACUACUUCUAGAAUAUAGUAAAAUUUUACUCUCUAUUUACGUAUAGUAUUAUAUUAUAUAUAUACUCCUCCCUGUAGCAUUUGUAUAAUACAAUCUUCUUCCUAUCUUCUCACUACUCCAUCUUUAAAAAACAAAUGGAGCUGGUGCUUGUACCAACACCAGGAAUGGGCCACCUUCUCUCCGCCGUAGAAUUAGCCAAACGCAUCCUCGACCGCGACCACCGCAUAUCGAUCCUCAUCCUCAUCUUCAACAACAUCCCCAUGAGUUCCCAAACGCUCAACUCCUUCGUCGAUUCCCAAUCACGUGACAAUGCUCACCCUACUCGCCUCACCUUCUAUUCUUUACCACCCCUUUCCAACCCUCCUGACCCCACCUCCCCCAACUUCUUUCAAACACUCAUCAGCCUCCAUAAACCACUCGUUAAAACUGCUGUCGAGGACAAAGUCAAGGCCGGCAGCCUUGCCGGGUUUGUCCUCGACAUGUUUUGCACUACCAUGAUUGAUGUUGCUGAUCACUUCAUGGUCCCCUCGUAUAUUUUCUUCACUUCCGGAGCUAGUAUGUUAAAUCUUUUAUUUCACUUCUUUAUGUUGGAAGAUGAUCAAGGGGUUGACAUCGCUGCUAAACUCAACGACCCGGAUAUCGAGUUCGAUGCAGCCGGAUUCGUUAACCGGGUCCCCGGGAAAGUCGUCCCUGAAGGGUUAGUCAGCAAGGAAUUUGGGUCUUUCAGGUUUCUUGAUCAAUUUUGUGAGUUUAAAAAAUCCAAGGGUAUAAUAGUAAAUACGUUCACUGAGCUUGAAACGUUUGGUGUACAGUCUUUGUUCGAUCAAGCGAGUAAGAAUGGUAUGCCGGCAUUUUAUCCUGUGGGUCCCAUCUUGGAGCUCGAUACUAAGCACCGGGGUGGGCACCGAGUUGAUGAUGAGGAGUCCAUUAUAAAAUGGCUAGAUGAUCAACCUUCAUCUUCGGUAGUGUUUCUCUGCUUCGGGAGCAUGGGAAGCUUCGAUGAGGAACAAGUGAUAGAGAUAGCUAACGGCCUAGAGAAGUCCGGACAUCGGUUCUUGUGGUCCUUACGAAAACCACCACCCGAGGGUAAACUUGGACUUCCAAGUGAGAACGAAACAUUUGAGGAAGCAUUACCUGAGGGCUUUCCAGACCGCACGGCUGAAAGAGGGAAAAUUAUAGGGUGGGCACCACAAGUCUCGAUCCUAGGCCAUAAGGCCUUAGGAGGGUUCGUGUCACAUUGUGGUUGGAACUCGACAUUGGAGAGUUUGUGGUUUGGGGUGCCUAUGGCUACAUGGCCGUUGUACGCGGAGCAACAAUUGAACGCGUUUGAGCUAGUGAAGGAGCUUGGACUAGCAGUGGAGAUUAGGAUUGAUUAUCGACGUGAUUGGAAGACUAGGAAAGGUAACUUUAAGGUGACCGCGGAGGAGAUUGAGAAUGGGGUGAACAAGUUGAUGAGUUUGGAUGAGGAGACGAAGAACAAAGUAAGGGAAAUUAGUGACAAAAGUAGAAAUGCAUUAGAAGAUGGUGGUUCAUCUCAUAAAAGGUUGGGUCAAUUUAUUGAAGAUGUUUUGAGCAACGUUGCUUAAAGUCUUGUGUGUAAUUGUCUAUUAUUAUCAUUUGUUUAUGAUAUUUGUAUUAAUCAUGUACUUUGUAUUAGAUUGUUAUCCAUGUUCAAUUUAUCAAGCCGUAUGUUUUCUAUUGCAAACUAAUUGCAUUUAGUUAAUGUAAACCUUAACUUACUACUCUAGUUACCGUAUACAUUAUCUAUCAUAUUGUUUUUUUUUUUUUUUUUAACAAUUAAAUCAUCUAUCGUAUCAUUCAUAUGUUAUAUACAGUACUUU